This is a messenger RNA of Exophiala spinifera, 813 nucleotides long. Its product is annotated as nicotinate (nicotinamide) nucleotide adenylyltransferase. The transcript is spliced from 2 exons. Lineage: Eukaryota; Fungi; Ascomycota; Eurotiomycetes; Chaetothyriales; Herpotrichiellaceae. The record is from RefSeq and is a predicted model, not a curated record. Gene Ontology annotation, molecular function: nicotinamide-nucleotide adenylyltransferase activity; nicotinate-nucleotide adenylyltransferase activity. Bases 1 to 813 code for a protein of 270 amino acids. Gene Ontology annotation, biological process: NAD+ biosynthetic process.
AUGGACGAGUACCGCUUUCCAGACUCCCGCCUCAAGAAGAAGAUGGAUGAUUCAUCGAAGACACCUCUUCUUCUUGUGGCCUGCGGCUCAUUUUCUCCCAUCACGUUUUUACACCUUCGCAUGUUCGUCAUGGCCGCGGACUACGUCAAACAUAACACCGAAUUUGAAAUGAUCGGGGGCUAUCUGUCGCCCGUGUCUGACGCAUAUAAGAAGCAGGGCCUUGCGGCUGCCGAGCACCGGGUCGCUAUGUGUCAACUUGCCAUCGAUAAAGCCUCCACUUGGCUCAUGGUUGAUACUUGGGAAGCCGAACAGAAAGAAUACCAGCCAACUGCUAAAGUUUUGGAUCACUUUGACCAUGAAAUAAACAUCGUUCGAAAGGGCAUCGACGCAGGAGACGGAACUCGCAAGCCUGUACGGAUCGCCCUCCUUGCGGGUGCUGACCUCAUACAAACCAUGUCCACUCCCGGAGUCUGGAGCGAACAGGACCUGGACCAUAUCCUGGGACGCUACGGAACCUUCAUCAUCGAACGAUCUGGCACAGAUAUCGACGAGGCCCUGGCCAGUUUACAGAAUUACCGCGAUAACAUUUAUGUCAUUCAACAGCUCAUCCAAAACGAUGUCAGUAGCACAAAGAUCAGACUGUUUUUGAAGCGAGGCAUGAGUGUACAGUAUCUCAUCCCCGCUCCGGUCGUGGAAUAUAUUGAACAGAAUCAUCUCUACACAGAUGACCACCGAGGUUCGAGUACAUCUCUCUCCCAUCCUCAAGACAAUGACAAGGGCAAGAGCAAGGAAACCACCGCCUCCGCAAGUUGA